AUGGACGACAGCGGACCACCGUGCCGCCGCUGCGCAGAGAGAAACCUCGGAUGUGUCCUCGGCAAGAACCUGCAGAGCAUCAUUGACGAAAAGUCGCAGUACACCGACGCUGUGCUCCACGACCUGGAUGCCCUCCAUGCUACUCUGCGCGACGUCACGCAGAAGCUUGGCCUUUCGGAGCCGCAGCCUCUCGAAACGAGCGGGAUGCGUGAUGCCGGAAGUUCGCCGGGCGCCACGGACCGUCAACCCCGAGCCGUGAACGGCACCACCACCAACAACAACAACGGCAGCACGAACAACAACCGCCUCGCUCCAUCCGACAAUCACGUCGGUCCCUCGUGUGACAACUCACCCAAGAUCUCGCCUGAAGACGAGUCGCACCUCCCCAAUGUGCCGAUCCACUCCCUGUACGCCCUCACAAAGCUGCGGGCUUUGCGACCUGAUAGCCCGGACGAGCACCGAAGCCGAAUUGCCGACGACUUUAUUGCCCGAGGUGCCAUAUCUCUGAGCGCAGCAGAACGUCUUUUCUGUCUGUAUCGAGAUGAAUUGGACUUUUACAUGUAUCGUGUGGGAUGCCGCUAUCAGACUCUCGAUGAGCUACGCCGAAAGAGCUCUGUUCUGACAGCCGCGACCUUGACAGUCGCAGCGCUCCACGAACCUGCGGCGGAGGCACUGUACGGAGUGUGCAGCGCAGAGUUCCGCCGCCUCAUGGAAAAAUCCAUGUUCGAUCGAAGAGUUGACCGGGAUUACAUCCGUGCCAUGGCCAUUGCCGCCUACUGGCUCAGCGACAUGUCGUGGAUGAUCUCGGGUUAUGCUAUUAGACGAGCGUCCGAGUGCAACCUUCACAACUGUCACAGCCAAGCUAUCGAGAAGCAAAGCCAAGAGGCCGCUGAUGGUGCGAGGCUCUGGUAUAUUCUCAACAUCUGCGACCAGCACCUUGCCACUCUGUACGGUCGACCAGCAAUUGUGCACGAAGACUCCUCAAUGCAGGGCUGGGAGAGCUUCUUAGAAUCCCCCGUCUCCAAUGCCGAAGACAAGCGCCUCGCGAGCCAAGUUGCGUUACUAGGGAUUCUCGGAAGCAUACGGGAGCUUUUCGGGCCUGACAAAGGCCAACCUAUACCAAGGGCAUAUCUCCAUCAGAUAGCCCACUUCAACAAGCAGCUGGACCACUGGAUAGGCCAUUGGUCAGGUGUCUUACGCGACCAAUAUUCAGGCGUCGGGCGGUUUCCUAGCAAGGGUGCUCUUUUGCAUUUCCACUUCGCCAAGUUGCAUUUGUACUCUCACAUUUUCCGUGGCUCCUCGGGCGAACUCACCAUUCCACAUUAUUUUCUGGAUGGCACUGCGACAGCCAUUGCUGCCGCCACAUCCACGAUCGAAUUCAUCCUCACCGACCCAGACGUAUCAGCCAGCGUGGUGGGCAUACCCUCUUACCUCCACUGCAUGACGGCUUUUGCUUGCAUGUUCUUGAUCAAGGUGUCUGUCAAACACGGCGGCGAUCUGAUCGAGCCCCAGCGCGUCUGGGACCUGACAACACGACUCGUUCGCCACUUUCGUUCACUACCGACAGGGCGCUGGCACCUGGCGAACCUCAUGGCGCCGGGACUCGAGAAGAUGGCUGCAACGCUGAAGCCACACGUUCAAGGGCAGACGACGAUGCAAAAUGGCAUGGCUGGCUGCGAAAUGACCAGUGGGGUGUUGGAAGUGCGCGGUCAGCCCAUGAUGCCAGUCGCCGACCCUGUAUUGAUGGGCAUGGAAGGUGACAUUUUGUUUGAUUUCGAUAUGAGCUUUGGACUAUCGCCAGUGUUCCGUUUUGAUCCGACCACAAUGGCGAUUGAGGGCUUGCAGGAGUUUGCGAACGUGGAGUAUUCCACACAGCCUCAAACCUGA
Verticillium nonalfalfae is the source of this 1887-nucleotide messenger RNA. RefSeq lists its product as uncharacterized. Gene Ontology annotation, biological process: regulation of DNA-templated transcription. Lineage: Eukaryota; Fungi; Ascomycota; Sordariomycetes; Glomerellales; Plectosphaerellaceae. Gene Ontology annotation, molecular function: transcription cis-regulatory region binding; DNA-binding transcription factor activity, RNA polymerase II-specific. The transcript has 2 exons. The coding region runs from base 1 to 1887 and encodes 628 amino acids. The record is from RefSeq and is a predicted model, not a curated record. Gene Ontology annotation, cellular component: nucleus.